CCAAAAUGGAAUCGAUGCCGCAGCCUGUAAAGUCGGGAACUUAAAAAAAUGAAAAAUAUUCGUUGCGUUGUACCCAUCCAUCUAUCCCACACCGUGUCGUGCACACGUGUCCUCUCCUCUCCUCUCCCCCUAUCGCAAGUUCGGUUCGAAUUUUGCGACAGCUCAGGCAGCAUUUGCAGUUAGCACCAUUUGCUCUCUUAUUUCUUUUCAAUUCUUCAAUUCCUCUGAAACCGUGCUUGCGGCGGAUCUAGGUCACCGGCAAUGGCGGAUUUGCCGGAAGAUCGCCGGAACUAUUCUUCCAGUUCGAGGGAUCCCGGAAACGGCAAGGACAUGGAGGAGGAUAGUGCUUGCACUGUUGCCAAUGGUACAAGUAGCUCUUCGGCUUCAGGCAUUCCUAGCAAGGGGUUGUCUAAAGUGACCACAUUGCCUACUGACAUAUUACAUGGAGAUAAAUCGGAGCCAAGUUCAAGUAAGUUUAAGAUGGAAAGGUCAAAAACAGAGAGGCAGAGACACCUAAGUCCUGAAGAUGCAGCACAAAUUUUUGAUGACAAAAUUCCUAUCCAGGAGAAGUUGGUUUUUACAACUGUGCAGCUUAAAUUGUUGAACAGAAUAGCUACUGUAAAAGAUGAUGGCACUGUAGAAUUUGAAGUUCCUGUGGAUGUUGAACCUGAGGCUCUUGUUGCUCGAUCCAAACAAGUAAACCAUGUCAUUGAUGAUUCACUUGAUGCAACAGACUUUCAUUACAUCCCACCAUUGAAUAUAGUUAUGCUUAUUGUUGGUACACGAGGAGAUGUGCAACCAUUUAUUGCAAUAGGAAAACGCUUGCAGGACUAUGGCCAUCGAGUUAGAUUAGCAACCCAUUCAAAUUUUAAGGAGUUUGUUAUGACAGCUGGGUUGGAGUUUUAUCCAUUAGGCGGUGAUCCAAAAGUUCUUGCUGGUUAUAUGGUUAAAAAUAAGGGCUUUCUGCCGUCGGGACCUUCUGAGAUACCAGUUCAGCGAAAUCAAAUGAAAGAAAUUAUUAACUCUCUGCUUCCAGCUUGUAAAGAACCUGAUAUCGAUUCCGGUGUCCCUUUCAAAGCAGAUGCAAUCAUAGCCAAUCCCCCUGCAUAUGGGCAUACCCAUGUGGCAGAGGCUCUCAAAAUUCCAAUUCAUAUUUUUUUCACAAUGCCAUGGACGCCAACUACCGAGUUUCCGCAUCCUCUGUCACGUGUAAAGCAACAGGCUGGUUAUAGGCUUUCAUAUCAAAUAGUUGACUCUAUGAUUUGGCUUGGAAUACGAGACAUGAUUAAUGAUCUUAGGAAGAAAAAGUUGAAGCUAAGACCAGUCACUUAUUUAAGUGGGUCCCAAGGCUCUGAAUCUGAUGUUCCACAUGCAUAUAUAUGGAGUCCUCAUCUUGUUCCUAAACCAAAAGAUUGGGGACCAAAAAUUGAUGUAGUGGGGUUUUGCUUUCUUGAUCUUGCGUCAAACUAUGAUCCUCCGGAGCCCCUUGUAAAAUGGAUUGAAGAUGGUGACAAGCCUAUUUACAUUGGAUUUGGUAGCCUGCCUGUUCAAGAACCAAAAAAGAUGACACAAAUAAUUGUAGAUGCAUUAGAGAUCACUGGACAGAGGGGCAUCAUAAAUAAAGGAUGGGGAGGUCUUGGGAAUUUGGCAGAACCAAAGGACUCUAUAUACUUAUUGGAUAAUUGCCCUCAUGAUUGGCUUUUCUUACGUUGCAAGGCAGUGGUUCAUCAUGGAGGUGCUGGAACAACAGCUGCGGGGCUUAAAGCUGCUUGCCCAACAACCAUAGUUCCUUUUUUUGGCGAUCAACCAUUUUGGGGUGACAGAGUACAUGCUAGAGAAGUUGGUCCUCCACCUAUCCCAGUUGAUGAGUUUUCGCUUCCCAAGUUGGUUGAUGCAAUAAAAUUCAUGCUAGAUCCUAAGGUAAAGGAACGUGCAGUUGAACUUGCUAAGGCAAUGGAAAAUGAGGAUGGAGUGACAGGAGCUGUAAAAGCAUUUUUUAAGCAGCUUCCUCAAAAAAAAUCAGAGCCUGAUGCAGAGCCUCAGCCAUCUAGUUUUUUCUCUGUAAGUAGAUGUUUUGGUUGUUCCUGAUUCAAAUGUUGUGGGUCAAACCCCACCUUUUGUUAAUUAAUAGUGUAAGAUCACAAAUAGUUACUGCAUCUAUGCGAUGUGCUCGACUUGUCUCCCCGUCACGUGAUUGUAUAAUUCCGUUGAUGCUUCUAUUCGUUAUAUUUUAAGUUGAGAUUCGAUGUAUGUAAAUUUCCUCUCGCUUUUAAUUGAUAUCAAUUGCUUGGAAUGAAUGGAUUUUGGUUUUGUAUCAGAGUUUUGUACUUGAUAAUAUACCUAUGACCAUGACCAGAUGUUUGG
This is a messenger RNA of Cajanus cajan (pigeon pea), 2364 nucleotides long. The record is from RefSeq and is a predicted model, not a curated record. Lineage: Eukaryota; Viridiplantae; Streptophyta; Magnoliopsida; Fabales; Fabaceae.